UUUUAACCCAGAGGGUUUUGGUUUAGUUGAAAUGAGCCUGAAAGAAAAGAGAGGCUGCUUCUGCAGCAUUAUAUUUGAGCUAUGAUAGAAAUUCACGUUGGAGCAUUUUUACAUUCAAACUGGUUUCAGUGCAGCUGUGCCGAUGCUACUCAUCACUACUUAUCACACAGCAACAUCUGGUUGUGCACGACGAGCUCCUGGUCUGACUGUGUGAGUCUGAGGUUGCUUUAAGAGAACUUUAAGAGGAUUUCUUUUAAAGAUGUUUUCAUGAUUCAAAUCCAGGUGAUGCGCCUCGCUGCAGUCCAGGCUGUGAAUAUGAUGACAGCCAACAUGUUACUGAGUGUCUUCUUCGUUUCGGGUGUUUUGGCUCCUUGUCCUGGUGAUUCAAACCUCUUCAUCACUGCACCACAGAAGAUGGAAGCACUAAGUGGAUCCUGUUUGCACAUCCCCUGUACUAUAAGACCAGGACGAGAGUUUAACAGGACAAGAGACACCUUUGGAGUUUGGAUUAAAAAUGACUCCAGAUUUCACCCAUAUCCAAACAAUGUGAUUUACAACAGUAGCGGGACAGUUAAAAGGUAUCCAAUGAAGAUUACUGGAAACCUGAGUGAGAAAAACUGCACCACUCUGUUUUCCAGCUUAAAGACAAGUUACACAGACAGAUACUUCUUCAGGGUUGAGAGCGGACACCGGGCAACAGCUGUUUGUAAUCCUCUUCAAAUAACAGUUCAAGAUUUUCCUGCGAGCCCCAGAAUUGAGAUCUCAGGUGAUCUGAAGGAGAAGCAGUCGGUCACUAUAACCUGCUCGGCUUUCACUCCCUGUCCUCACUACCCUCCUAAACUCACCUGGACUCUCCAACAACACGCUCUCAGCAAAAUAGAGGAGAACAAGGACGGAACCUUUACAACUAAAAUCCAGGAGAGCAUCACUCUGUUAGACCAACAUGAUGGAUUCAACAUCACCUGUUCUGCUGCGUAUCCUGUGAAUGAAGGCAAAGACGUCAAGACAGCUGAGGAGAGAAAGACUCUCAGUGUUUCAUAUGCUCCUAAAAACACCUCAGUGACCGUCAGUGCGUCAGGCAGCUGGGUGAACCUGACCUGCUCCAGCAGAGCCAAGCCUCCAGUCAGCAGCUUCACCUGGUUCAAGAUCAGCAAAGACGGAGCCGUGAAUGUAUCUCAAGGACAGUUUUACAGCUUGAACGUGACACAUGGAGGAGUUUAUUACUGCGAGGCCACAAAUGAUGUUGGUCAACAAAAAUCACCAGAGACUCACCUGACUGGGAAGCUUGAUAUAUUUUUGCAAUGGCCUAUAGCUCUUGGAGGGACCGUUGUCAUCCUGCCCAUCUGCCUUGCACUCUGCAUUUGGCAGUUCAAGCUGAAACAUCAAACUCCCCAACAGACUCAGAGUCAAAGAGGUGAUGAGCUGGCUCUUCAACUGCCAUCCAGCAAAACAGAAGAAGACAUCCAUUAUGGAGAGAUUGAUUUCUCCAAGCAGAGACCUGAACUGUCCUCUUCCUUAGUGCAAGACAGUGGACAGCAGCAGGAUAUGCUGUAUGCACAAGUCAAAGUGGCCAAGCCAGCAUCCAGCUCACCACAGACUGCCGAUGGCCCAGAGGAAAUCUAUGCUCAAGUCAAGAAAUGAGCACUGUUUUGCGAUCACAUUUGAGAUGGACUCAUAUUAUACCUUUUUUUUUUUUUUUGUUACUUAUGCAAGAUGUUUAAUGUCAGCUAAUCUAGAAAAAGGCACCGAAGCCAACAGAAAAAUGUCAUUGUCACUGUGCAGUUUAAUUAAAAAAAAAAGGGGAAACUAAAAAGCACCACACCCUGCAGCUUUCAUAGUUUUGUCGGUUUGCACACUAUCAUAGUUUAUAUUUGUGUACUGACCUCAUAAGGCUGUUACUGUGUGAUUAGAAGUAAAAGCCCCAAAGCUCUAAACAGACGCACAUUAUCAGUGUAGAGCAAGAUUACAUCUCAUUUUGAGCUUUGUGUAAUUUAUGAUUUUACCAAUCAUUACAAGGCAUUUUUAAUCUCUUUUACUAGGUUGUACAUAUGAUUUUCAUACAUAUUUUGUAUCCCACAUCUGUAUUUGAAUUUCUUUAAAAAUGAACAUGAGACAUAGUUCCUGUAUUUGAAGGUAUUUAUUCAUUGCACUGUAAUAAAAACCUUUGCAUACAACUUCUAAAAAUACCUAAUAAUCUCAGUCGCAUUCAUUGGUCCAACAUUUCAAAAAUUGUGUGUAAACAUCCCCUGAAAUCAUACAGUUUAAUCACAAACAUUACAAAGUGGCAAGAUGAAUUAUGCAUAGUAAUCCUCCAGCCCACUGGACAUUUGCUACGUUUUAAGUCGUGAAGGGACUGCUGAUAAUCAUUUUGUCCAAUAUAAGGUCAAUUUAAAAUAAAAGGGCUUUAUCAUAAGUCACUAGUGUAUUAAAAGAGCCGAUGCUAAAA
Chelmon rostratus (copperband butterflyfish) is the source of this 2446-nucleotide messenger RNA. Its product is annotated as B-cell receptor CD22-like. Bases 268 to 1641 code for a protein of 457 amino acids. The transcript is spliced from 7 exons. The record is from RefSeq and is a predicted model, not a curated record. NCBI's taxonomy places the organism in Eukaryota, Metazoa, Chordata, Actinopteri, Chaetodontiformes, Chaetodontidae.